CAUUGCACCGCUCCUCACUGCCACGCCCUCCGCCCCCUCCAUCCACCGCCAGCCGACGCAUACUUGUGCUGUGAAGAUCCCCGCCGUGGCAUCAUAGCGAUCACCGCGUGGUCGGAAACUACUCGAAACUCUAGCCUCCACCGCCGACGUCUGAGCUUCGGAGUCUUGCUCGACCUCUCAUCGGAGGAAUACAGCACCACACCACUCCUCACCACACCGCGCCCGUUUUGUCUCCUCCUCGCCGUCGUCCCUCACGAGGGAUCUCUCCACCGACACCAUGGCCACGGGACUCAUCUCCUCCCGCAAGCGCGGCCCUUCGAUCACACAGCGCCUUCCUCAUGCCUUGACGACGAAUUUCCCCGACAUCUCCUCCCUCAUGACCGGCCUUGCCAACACCUUCUCCUCACACUCCUCACACGUCGAGACGCCGGCCGAUGAUGGCGAGAUCGUGUGCUGGUUCCUCGACAUGCGUUCAUUAUGGCCCACCGCUCGUUCGGGUCAGCACAUCUGGAACAUGCCCGGCGCGGCCGAUACCAUGAGUCUGAUUUCCGCGGCCGAGCAGAAGACCAUCUCAGGCAAGAUGUUUGCUCAAGAUGCAAAGAUGUCACUGGGAUCUGCGCUGCUGAAGCGGCUAUUUAUCAGUCAAGCGCUGGACAUUCCAUGGAGCGAGGUCAAACUGGCGAGGAAAGGGGAUGCAAAGCACGGAAAGCCUUGUGCUGUAGACGAGGCCGGGCGGCCUAUUGAGGGUAUCGACUUCAAUGUGUCGCAUCAGGCGGGAUUGGUGGCGCUGAUCGGCUGGAAUGGAAAGAAGCGACACAAGUACACACCGAGUGGGAGCAUCGAAGGCUACAUCUCGCCCGGCACCAACUUCUCCACCAACGUCAUGGUGGGCGUUGACAUUGUGUGUGUGAACGAGAGAGACGACUACCGGACCAUUGAUCAGGAAGGACUGGACGGCUGGGUCGACAUCUACGAUUUUGUCUUCUCCGACGAAGAGAGAUGGACCAUGAAAUAUGACGUGGACUACGUUACGCUCCUGGACGGCACACAUCUGACAAGAGACGAACUGGGCAGACACGAUCGAGAGAUCAAGCGCAACAAGCAAAUCACCCUCACAACACCUGCGGGCAAGCGUGUCACCUUCAACUCGGAUCUGCUGGUCGAUGCUAAGCUGAGGAGAUUCUACACCUUUUUCUGCUACAAGGAAGCUUACAUCAAGCUGGCCGGCGAAGCACUACUCGCGCCCUGGCUGAAACAGCUCGAAUUCUUCAAUGUCCGAUCCCCGAAGCCCGGCAUGCCUGCGCGAUGCAGCACGCAUGGGCAGUGGGGUGAAGAGGUCGAUGACGUCGAGGUGCACAUGAAUGGUCAAGAAGUGACCGAUGUCCGCAUGAAGAUCCAAUCGUACGAGGAGAGCUUCAUGGUGUCUACGGCUAUUCAAGGAGAAAUUCAAGGCUUGAAGGUGCCGGGCUUUACCAAGCUGGACCUCAAGAGCGAUGUUUUGAGCUACGCGCACAAACACUUGGAUGUCAGUCCGAGUGAAUUUGACUGAGAGAACGGAUCGGUCGUAUUGAAAUACAUCACUGGAAGCCAGAAACGAAGGCUCACCUGCCAAAUGGUGUGAGCUUGGUCUCGGAGACCGAGGAGUCCCGCCAAGCUCUAUUUCGGGAACACUGCUUUCACAUCUUCGGAGCCUCAGUGCGACACAAUCAUUGCUGCGUCACUUGGGCGUCUUGAUCGCUCGAGUCGCAAUUUUUGACAGCAUAAAAUGUGCCAAGAAUCAGAGAUCACUUUCACGAGUGUCUUCGGAGGAAUGCUUCCACAACUAUGGUUCCGCCGAGCUGAAUGAGGAUGGCGGACGGCUCAUUUCGAUCGGGCUAUCGCGGCGAUGUAAUGCACACAGGCUCCGCAAUGACUGUUUCCAUCGCCGAAAUCUGGAUCAGAUUGCAGACAGCGGCACGGAUGCGGACACCCACCGCCUUUCUCUACGAAGAGCGCGGGCGCAAUGGCGAGUUGUGAUUCACCGCGUCAGAUGAAAGACUCAUCUGCAAGUCAGACUUGAUCUGCCAUGGGUUCGCGCUUUCAUCAGUUGCCGCCGCCGAUGCUCCGCGACGUGUGAGGUGGAACGAUUGUUACACAAUUUGUGACCUCAUGAUGGGCUGAAAAUCUCGGAUCUCCGCAGCGACAAGCUGAGCAUUUGCGUGAUAUACUGCUGCGAUGCGGUACAGGCCAUCGACAGCGCAUGCAUACGGCUUUGCAUGCAUGAUGACAUGUCUUCUCUUCUUCAGCCCUAUGAUGGUUGUGGCGAUGUCGGAUCGACGUUGUACAAUGGCCACUCUCACCUACUUCGUAUGUCCACCUUUUACUCUUGUGCGCCUAUGGCUUCAGGUCGAACGGUGCACCAACAGAUUGCGUCGGGUGGCUGUGCCUGACUGGGCUGCGAUUGGGACCUGCAGCUUCCAUUUUGGGUGUGUUCCUACUUCGGCAUUUAUUUUGGCAAGAAGGAAGGCGGGACGCCUUACAUGAAUGGAGAUGACUGGCAAGGUAUGGAUGGACAAGGAUGAUGGCGUACUAUUGAUGAGUAAUGUUUGGUCGGAGAAUUAUCGAAGAGCUGGAUGUAUCUGGCUUAUGUACUUACCCAAACAUCAGGUACCA
This is a messenger RNA of Cercospora beticola, 2652 nucleotides long. Its product is annotated as 4'-phosphopantetheinyl transferase family protein. Lineage: Eukaryota; Fungi; Ascomycota; Dothideomycetes; Mycosphaerellales; Mycosphaerellaceae. Gene Ontology annotation, molecular function: holo-[acyl-carrier-protein] synthase activity; magnesium ion binding. Gene Ontology annotation, cellular component: cytosol. The record is from RefSeq and is a predicted model, not a curated record.